ACUAUGGUGCUUCCGAACAUCCUGAUCACCGGUACACCAGGAGUUGGAAAAACCACACUAGGCAAAGAACUUGCAUCCAGAUCAGGACUAAAGUACAUUAAUGUGGGUGAUGUAGCUCGAGAAGGGGCAUUAUAUAAUGGCUACGAUGAAGAGUAUGAGUGUCCCAUUUUAGAUGAAGAAAAAGUAGUUGAUGAGUUAGAGAACCAAAUGGCAGAAGGUGGAGCUAUUGUUGACUACCAUGGUUGUGAUUUCUUUCCUGAACGAUGGUUUCAUGCAGUUUUUGUGUUGAGAACAGAUAACAGUAUAUUGUACAAAAGACUUGAAACAAGGAGUUAUAAUGAGAAGAAACUAGGAGACAAUAUUGAGUGUGAGAUUUUUCAAGUUCUUUAUGAAGAGGCCAUGUUAUCAUACAAGGAAGAUAUUGUGCACCAGCUGCCCAGCAAUACGCCUGAAGAGCUAGAGGACAACAUAAACCAGAUCUUGAGAUGGAUUGAGCAGUGGGUCAAAGGUCACAACCCGUGACU
Messenger RNA from Heterocephalus glaber (naked mole-rat), 524 nucleotides. RefSeq names its product adenylate kinase 6 (gene Ak6). Gene Ontology annotation, cellular component: cytoplasm; nucleus. Gene Ontology annotation, molecular function: ATP hydrolysis activity; ATP binding; AMP kinase activity. Lineage: Eukaryota; Metazoa; Chordata; Mammalia; Rodentia; Bathyergidae. The record is from RefSeq and is marked inferred.